AUGACAGACACGACAACGACGGAAGCAAGGCUACUCCCAGGCGGGUUUCACGCAUUCAACCCACAAGCCGACUUCUCCGACAACAAAGAAACCAACGUUGCUCGACCCCUAACAGACGCAGUGGUCACUAUCCGCAUUAUCAAAUCGUUCGAAUUUCGCUCCAUGAAAGCCUACGUUAUUAAGAAUAUCGAUCUUACAACCACCACUGUCGCACAGUUGGAAGAGAAAUGCAGACAGGAGGUCAAGUCGAAUUCGGCUUAUAGAGCGUUCAAAAGCUACGCCGACAAACUCGAUACGCUCAAACUGUAUACAAGAGCACACGGAAGCAAGACAACGAAUCUAAUCAUCAACUUGGAUCACAGCGAUUGGGUGUUGCAAGAUAAGAACCUGGGAGCUUUGGCAAAGGCAGAGCAAAAGACGAAAGAGAACACAACAUUGGCAGAGAUCGGUGUGGAGAACGAAACAGAGUUGAGCUUCUUCAAUAAGGAAGCAUACGAAGCGUUUUUGGCUGAUCCUAGUACUAAGUGGGAUGCUACUGGCUAA
Messenger RNA from Ustilago hordei, 543 nucleotides. RefSeq lists its product as uncharacterized. The transcript has a single exon. The record is from RefSeq and is a predicted model, not a curated record. Bases 1 to 543 code for a protein of 180 amino acids. Lineage: Eukaryota; Fungi; Basidiomycota; Ustilaginomycetes; Ustilaginales; Ustilaginaceae.